Molecule: messenger RNA, 1051 nt
Organism: Trichoderma harzianum CBS 226.95
Lineage: Eukaryota; Fungi; Ascomycota; Sordariomycetes; Hypocreales; Hypocreaceae
Exons: 1
Coding region: 258-746 (162 amino acids)
Biological process (GO): protein transport
Source: RefSeq, a predicted model, not a curated record
AAAAACUUCCACCCGCCCUCUGGAAGUUUGCCUUUUGAACUCUCAACGUAACUUCUCAUUGCCUACAAAAAGCUUGUCUUCCCUCAUUUCUCCCGGAAAGCAUAUUCCUUAUAAACUACUAGAAGAGGCUGCCUUCAUCCGCGCGACAUACAUACAUCCCCUUGGAUAAAAAAUCCUCGCCUACCUACUGCAGCAAAGGCUCUGCAUCUUUUCACCCUUCUGCACCCCUUUUAUGAGAAUUACACACGCUUGAUACUAUGGACUCUCAAUCACAGCAGCAGGACGGUACCGGCCAGGCUACCCUGAAUGCAUUGGGCUCUGUUGUGUCCCAAUUGUCCCAGUACGGCCAAAAUGCCUCCAACAACCUACAAAAGAGCUUUACCGACAUAUCAACACACGGCUGGCUUCGGCUCGUCAUGAUCGUCUGCACAUACCUGCUGAUACGGCCACACAUCCUCAAAUACUCUACCAAGCACGCUGUGAAGACGCUGGAAAGGCAGGAUGAGCAGGACAAGGCGGCGGCCAAAGAAGCGGUGGCCAAAAUGUCGCCCAACGAGCUGCGUGGCCUGAACGCCGGAGCAGAGAUUGAUGUGGAUGCGGAUGAACACGCCGAUGGAACCAGUGCUGACUGGGGCUCUAAGGCACGAGUCAGGCAGAGGAAGAUGCUGAGGAAGAUGCUGGAAGCCGAGGAGAGACGACGAUACGAGGAGGAAUCUGACGAGGAUAUCCGGGACCUGCUGGAGUAAGCACGGGCAGACUGGACGGCCAGCAAAACGACCAUGGGAUGUGAUUAGCCCCGUGCAUUUACUUCCAGGGGCGACUUGUUCUACGCAUGCCAAACUGUCGAGGAAUCAUGAUGGGGUUGUGCCUAGGAAACAUUGGGUACUCAAAAAAGGCGGGCUGGAUGGAUGUGGCCAAGGUGGCCUUAUCACGCAUUACUUUUGCAACUGUUUAUACCUAAUUCACGCGCUAUGAUCUGAUGAGAGUGGUGCAAUAAUAACGACGGACCUAAUACGACAAUUAAUUAAUACAUAUUCAUAUACGAGCAACA